Molecule: messenger RNA, 1179 nt
Organism: Symbiodinium natans
Lineage: Eukaryota; Dinophyceae; Suessiales; Symbiodiniaceae
Source: the annotation of a GenBank genome assembly
AUGACGCUGUUGGAUGCAGCCUCUGGCCUGGCUGUUCUGCCAUCAGCGCCGUCAUGUUGGUACGAUCCAGACCAUUGUCCAGCCUCAAUGCCUUGGAAAGAGCGCCAGAUGAAUGGAUGCUUCACUUUUGAGAUGUGCUGCAUAUUCGAUGGGUAUCUUGGAGAAAGAUGCUGGGACACUGCUUCCGUAUUUACCUUUGAACGCUGCUGUGCUUUGGCAGCCGAUUCCGACAAUCAGCGCCACAUUCCGUACUGGCACUCCAAGCAGGUGCUCAUCAAGCUUCAGGAUGACUUCGCCACCUUCAAAGAAGGAGGCCAGACCCUGAGGCUUCACCAAGACGUACCUGGCACCUUUGAAGGCGAAUGGCAGAUCUACGAGCCGCAGAGGGUGCCUUUGGUGUUGUGGGAAUCUGGCUACCUGAUGAUGCGCUGGAUGGAGAACAAAGCCAUUGCUGCUGGUGGUUUGAGAGACCAACGUGUUCUCGAGCUGGGUGCAGGCAUUGGUCUUGCUGCCAUUACAGCAGCUCUUGGAGGGGCGCAUGUUCUGGCUACAGAUGGCUCUGGUGAUGCAGUUCAGCUGAUGAAGAGGAACAUCCAAGCAAAUCUUGACAGAGAGCAGGCGACCAGAAUUCGACCAAUACGGUUGGACUGGACAACAAUCAUUGUGCAAGGUGCGGAUAUGGAGCCCGGGCCAAAGAAAGAAGCAGCUAUGCGCAGGCUUAUGGAAGCCGGAGUGUCAGGGCCCUUUGAUAUUGUCGUGUGUGCAGCUCUCGGGUAUGUACAGAUCCAGGUAUUUCAUGCAUUGCUGGGUAUCCUCGAUUUGGUCACAAACAAGGAGACCAUCGUGUUUUGGGGCGCCGGCAAGGACAGUACCAUCAACUUGAACAAGUCUUGGAACCGUGAUGAGAUGUCCGUGGAAAUGGACAAGGCCUUCAUGAUUUUGAGCGAAGCGGGAUCUAAUCGCCCUGCCCAUCUUAAUCUGUACGAGCUGCGCCGCCGAGCUACAUGGGAAGGAGCCCCGGUAUUCAGGAUUCAAAAUGCUCGCAGUCUCGCGAGUGAAGCUGGCAACGCUGUCCCACAAAUUGCUUACAGAAGAUGCAUGUGGCUUCAUAAAUUCUUCAUCGUCGGUCCCAGCGUACGUAUCCAUAAAUCUCAGGGCUCAGGUGAAGUGACAUGUUGA